AUGCAUGACAAUAAAGGUGAAAAUGCAACUACGAAUAGAGUAGUCGAAGACCAAAAAAAAAUAAGCAAUAAAAUUAACCAAACAUCUCAAGAAAUUAGCAACGCUAAUCCCUCUGAAUUAAAAAAAACAAAAUCAAGUAAUCGAUCAUCAGUGAUAGAUUAUUCAACAAUCGUAAUUUCAGUAUCAUCGGGAACAGAAAACGAUAAAGUUCUUGAUAAUUUAGAGUCUAACAAUGCUGGUAGUAAUGUAUCAUCUGCCAACGCUAGAAGUAAUGUAUCAUCUACCAAUGCUAACAGUAAUCCACCAUCCACCGGACUAUUAAACCCAAAAACAGAAAUGAUGAAUAUUGAACAGUCGCAAAAAAAUCAGCAGUCUAUUUUUGUGCCUCGACCACCACCAUAUCAACAACCACCACAUCAACAACCACCAUCACAUCAACAAUCACCACACCAACAACCACCACCACCACAUCAACAACCACCACAUCAACAACCACCACAGCCACCUUUACAAAUGCGGCCACGGAAUGAUACAAAUCCUAUGCAACAACAACUGCUAAGACCAUUGCAACCACAACAAAGGUCACAAACGAACUCUAAUAUUUAUAAUACAAACGAACAUGGCCAACUGAUAUUUCAAAAUAAGUCAAACUUACUUCAGGAAAAUAAAAGUGAGAUGAAAUUUUCCACAGUUCCUUUAGAUGGAUUAAAAUCAGUAGAAAAUUCUGAUAUUAAAUUCGAAAGCAAUAAUAAAAAUUUUUUGCCAAACCAAGGUUGGACUAGUAGUAAGGAAAAUCCAAACAUACGUCAGCGUGCUUCACAACCUCCAACAGAUACAAAAAAUUCCAAAAAUCCUGGUGUUGAAAAAGAACAAUCAUCUGAAGGACAAACCAAGACAAACAAUAAACAAGUACAAUCUCAAAAUCCAUUUUCGACGAGUCUUCACUGGACUUGGAUUUUAUUGAUUUUCCUUGCAUUAGCAGCUCUCGCUUUUACUGUUUAUCGACUGGAUUCAAUUUAUGUCGAAGAUAAAAAAGUUCAUAUUACGAUGCAACGUCCUUUCUUGGAAGUAUUUACGAACUCAACAGUUACUUUGAUGCAAGAUCUUAACAUGAUUAGUGAUUUACCUGCAUCAGAUACAAUUAUGAAAGGAACUGUCCUAUAUAAACGUUUAGCCAACAUUCUCGAAACCAGCCCUGGUUUUAAAAAUAAUGGUGCAGCUAUCGCAUCAUAUCUUCGUCAUUACAGCACUCAAAUAAUGGAAGCUGGUGAAGCGUUUGAAGAUAUGUACCGUCAAGGUGACUUGGUAUUUUGGAUUUUAGAUAGAGAGAUAACUCAAAUUCUCGAAAAAUUAAAACCAAAUAUAUUCGGACAAAUAUUCUUUAAAGAUGAUGAUCCUGCAUUUUUUAAAGAAAGAAUUAAAGAUAUGAUGCAAGUUGUUGACGCAUUUAAAUCAAAGGUUACGGCUGCUAUCAGAGCAGUUAGAGUUGCAGAUUCGAUUAGAGAUCAAACUGAAAAAGGAUUAUUUCGUGGAAUUAAAAUUGAAGCCGAAAAAUUUGUAAAACUUGGAACACGUCAAAAUGAAUAUCGAUCGCCAUCAUCAUACAUAAAUGAUGAGUUAAUUAUCGAUAUUGAAAAUGCUAAAAAGCAUUUAGAACAAGCUCAAGAAAUUUUAGAUUUGUUAUAUAGAUCAGGUUAUGGGUUAAAUAGGUUGAUUAUUAUUUUAAAUAAUUAUAGAAAUAGGUUGCAUGAUAUUGAAGCUGAACUUGACGAUAAGAUCAGCAUUACAAAAAAUCAAAUCGAUAAGUUAAAAAAACUUUUGGAUAAUCUAAAAGAGUGUCAUGAAAAAUUUUCUAAACGAGAUUAUAUUGAUAAUGGUUUUGAUGAUGUUACUUUUGAUUCAAAGAAUGAAGUUGAUGGUUUUGUUAAAAUUGAUGAUGAUAAUUAA
Molecule: messenger RNA, 1947 nt
Organism: Dentiscutata heterogama
Lineage: Eukaryota; Fungi; Glomeromycota; Glomeromycetes; Diversisporales; Gigasporaceae
Source: the annotation of a GenBank genome assembly